AUGAAGGCUCUUGUCGGUGACGAGUCCAGCGGCUACCGGCUGGCGGACGAUUUCGAAAUUCCCGUCCCAGGACCAGGCAUGAUGCUUUGCCGGGUGCAUGCGGUCGCCCUCAGCCCAUACGAUGCAAAGAUUGUAGACUAUUCAAAUACGCCCGGUGCAGUGGGUGGCUGUGACUUCUCUGGUAUUGUUGUUAGGGUGGGCGAAGGCGUUACGCGGUUCAAGGAGGGCCACCGCGUCCUCGCCGUGACCUUUGGACUCAACGCCGCAGACAAGACAGCCGGCGCUUUCGCCGAGUACGCGCUGGCGACUGAGGACCUGAGCUGCCAUGUCCCCGACAACUUGACCUUUGAGCAGGCAUGCUCAAUGGGACUUGGUAUUGCUACUGCUGGGCUCGCCCUUUUCCAAGCCCCCGGGCUACACCUGCAAAUGCCGCGACCCAAGCCAACCUCUGAUGAUGAGAACAUGCCUUCGUUUGUUCUUGUCUCGGGGGGUGCAACGGGCACCGGGACGAUGGCAACCCAGUUGUUGAAGAUCGCCGGUUAUACACCCAUAGUCACAUGCUCCCCCGCCAACAAUGCCCUGUGCGAGAGCUACGGCGCUGCAGCUUGCUUCGACUACCGUUCGUCCACAUGCGGAGCCGACAUCCGCGAAUACACUGCCAACAACCUCGCCUCUGUCUUCGACUGCGUGACUGAUGCGCCGACAAUGCGGAUGUGCUAUGAGGCCAUUGGCUCUUCCGGUGGCACCUACGUUGCCCUCGAAGCACCUACCCAAGUCGUCAAAUACACGCGGAGGGAUGUCCGUGCCGACUGGCUGAUGACUCCGACCAUUACGGGAACGCCAGUGGUGAUUCCGGGCACGUACGGGCGCCCUAGCACACCCGAGCAUAGAAUAUUUGGGGCUGAGUUGUUCCUGCUGGCAGAAAAAUUGUUGCAGGAGGGCGGAAUCAAGAAUCAUCCUUUGGAUAUUAGGGAGGGGGGCUUGGAGAGGAUUCCUACGUAUGUGAAUGAUUUGCGUGUUGGGAAUGUACGGGGUAAGAGGAUGAUCGUGCCGUUGGUUGGUGCUUAG
Molecule: messenger RNA, 1068 nt
Organism: Penicillium subrubescens
Lineage: Eukaryota; Fungi; Ascomycota; Eurotiomycetes; Eurotiales; Aspergillaceae
Product: zinc-binding alcohol dehydrogenase family protein
Exons: 2
Coding region: 1-1068 (355 amino acids)
Molecular function (GO): oxidoreductase activity, acting on NAD(P)H
Source: RefSeq, a predicted model, not a curated record